GUGUCCGGCGCGUCGGCGUUGGAGCCGGGAAGGGGGGCGGGGGAGCGAUGGUCGCAAGAUGGCGGCGCUGAAGGAGGCUCGGAGCUACGGGCUGUCGUGCGGGCGGGUGAGCGAGGGCAGCAAGGUGUCCGUGUUCCACGUGAAGCUCACAGACAGUGCCCUGAAGGCCUUCGAGAGCUACCGCGCUGGCCAGGAUUCUGUGUCAUUGAGACCGACGAUCCGAUUUCAAGGAAGCCAAGGGCACAUCUGCAUCCCCCAGCCCGACUGUCCUGACGAGGUCCGGACCUUUGCCUUCUACCUCUCCAACAUCGGCCGUGAUAGCCCGCAGGGCAGCUUUGACUGCAUCCAGCAGUAUGUGUCCAGCCGUGGCGACAUCCACCUGGACUGCCUGGGCAGCAUCCAGGAUAAGGUCACCGUGUGUGCCACCGAUGACUCCUACCAGAAGGCCCGGGAGAGCAUGGCUCAGGCGGAGGAAGAGACGCGGAGCCGUGGUGCCAUUGUCAUCAAGCCUGGAGGCCGCUACCUGGGCAAGAAAGUCCAGUUCCGCAAACCAGCCCCAGGGGCAACGGACCCCGUCCCCUCCCGGAAGCGGGCGACCCCCAUCAACCUGGCCAGUGCCAUCCGGAAGGGCAGCGCAAGUGGAGCUGGGCUGGGCGCGGUGGCCCAGCGGCCCUUCCGGGACCGGGUGCUGCACCUGCUGGCGCUGAGGCCCUACCGCAAGGCAGAACUGCUGCUGCGGCUGCAGAAGGACGGGCUGGCACAGGCAGACAAGGACAUGCUGGAUGGGCUGCUGCAGCAGGUGGCCAAUGUGAACAUCAAGGAUGGGACUUACACACUGCGGGACUGCAUGUACAAGGACGUGCAGAAAGACUGGCCUGGCUACUCAGAGGGCGACCAGCAGCUGCUAAAGCGUGUGCUCGUGCGGAAGCUGUGCCAGCCACCGAACACUGAGCCUGCCGCCUGCAGCCCUCUCGCUGAGCACGGGCGCCCUGCCUCACCCGCCCAGAAGCGGCCACAGCCUUCCGACGUCAUCGACCCCCUGCUCCACAAGAAGCCCAGGGUCUCACGCUUCACGCAGAGAGCCCAGCCUGCCCUCAAUGGGAAGCUGAGCACACCCAAUGACCGAGAGGCUCUGCUACCCACACCCAGGCCACCCGCUGCCCCUAUGCCCCCACGGCUGGAUCUCCCACGCGCCCAUGACCUCUUGGCUGGUGUCAGCAAUGACCUGGGCCACAGCGGUCAGGACUGCACACGCGGGGAGACGGCUGCCCUGGCACCCGCCGUGCCCCUCGGCCUCCCCACGCUGACGGACUGUGCCCAGCCUGGUGGGCCCUGUGGCACCCCUGUGCGCAGCAAGCCUAAGAAGAAAUCCAAGAAGCACAGAGACAAGGAGCGGGUGGCAGAGGACAGGCCCCAUGAAUCAACACCCCGCCCAGAGCCCGGUGCCCAUGGAGAGCCCCCCAGUGCCCCGGGCCUGAACGGAGCCUGUAGCGCUGGUGCCAGUGUGCCCACGUCCACAUCGGAGACGCCCGACUACCUGCUCAAGUACGUGGCCAUCUCCUCCUCGGAGCAACGCCAGCGCUACAAGAACGACUUCAAUGCCGAGUAUAGCGAGUACCGCGACCUCCACGCGCGCAUUGAGCAGAUCACGCGGCGCUUCACACAGCUGGAUGCGCAGCUGCGGCAGCUGGCACAGGGCUCUGAGGAGUAUGAGAGUACCCGGGGGCAGAUCCUGCAGGAGUAUCGGAAGAUCAGAAAGACCAACACCAAUUACAGCCAGGAGAAGCAGCGCUGCGAGUACCUGCACAGCAAGCUGGCGCACAUCAAGCGGCUCAUCGCUGAGUAUGACCAGCGGCAGCUGCAGGCCUGGCCCUAGCGCCGCGCAGGAGCUGGGCGCCUCGAGGCGGCAGAUCGGGCGGGCCGGGCCUGUUCAGAACAAUAAACGCGGACCCUCGCCUCGGAGCCGCCGGGCCCAGCCGCCUUCGCGCUGCCGAGACUCUGGGGCCAGCCGCUGCCUUUUCUAGUUUUGUAUGAGCUACCGCUGAAGAGACUCGUCUAUUUUUAUACAAGAGAAAGCAGCUUUUCUAACCCUGUGCCUCCUUCUCCCUGGACGCCCAGGUCGGGGUGCCACCCGCGUCCUUAUGCAGUAUUAGAUAUGUCACCCGCAGGCCUCCGCUGUCGCGCCCCGCGAGUGUGACUGGACGGGGCCUCAGUUUCUCCUCCGCAGCUGCUCGUGCCCCUUCCAGGGGCCACAGCCCCCACGCCGCUGGUCUCUCCGUCCCUCUGUCCACUUGUGGGUCCCAGGAUCGCUUCAGCUGAGCCGCCGCUGGGUUUGCACUCAGGGAGGGGCUGGGAGCCCUGCGGACGCCCCAGUUGCUGCUUUGUCACUGUGCCUAGUCUCCAGGGUCGCCGACACCGCGGGGCAUCGUGUGCGUGUGUGCGCGCAUGCGCGCGUGCGCCCACGUGGGGCCCCUGACCGCGCAGGGCUGUCUGUGGCUCCAGCCCGCGGGGCUGCUGGCGCCUGCGCCGUGGGGCGCCGCCGGCCUCUUCCCUGCGGGAGCCUGGCGCGGAAGCCCAUCCUGGCGUUUCAAUGGCUGUUUUGUUUCCACGGGGCGGGGCGGCUGGCCGAGGAGAGCGCUGUGCGCUGGCCCGGGAGGCGCUUAUUUAAGCCCCCCAGUAAGCCGUCCUUCGCCCACCCCCACCCCCGCGGUCUCUUGUCCCUGGAGGGACGGGCGACUACGUCAAGGAAGGGCUCUGCCUUGGGGCCGGGCAGCGCUCAUUCCUCUCAUUAAAUACGGUCUAACUUAUUGAUGCUGUUUUAUUUUCCUUUUAACGUACUGUGGAGAAACUACUUUGAGCCAUGGACUAGGUGUUUACAAAGAAUUUUUCACUUUUGCCAAAUGUUACAAUUGGAAGGUAUCUACAUCUGCAGUUUCCUAAUAUUUUCUUAAGAGACCCACGGUCCUUUUUGUACACUAAGCAGGUGAAUGCUGAUUUUUCAUCCAACAAUAAAUUUCACUGAACGAA
Molecule: messenger RNA, 3027 nt
Organism: Octodon degus (degu)
Lineage: Eukaryota; Metazoa; Chordata; Mammalia; Rodentia; Octodontidae
Gene: Ell
Product: elongation factor for RNA polymerase II
Exons: 12
Coding region: 59-1876 (605 amino acids)
Biological process (GO): transcription elongation by RNA polymerase II; positive regulation of transcription elongation by RNA polymerase II; snRNA transcription by RNA polymerase II
Cellular component (GO): transcription elongation factor complex
Molecular function (GO): cis-regulatory region sequence-specific DNA binding
Source: RefSeq, a predicted model, not a curated record